GCAGUAUAUGACCCCAUGGGGGGUCUAUAUAUUCCUAGGCCGAUCGUAGAGGUCGCCCCGUCGACUCGCGGGAGGCUGGACUACGUAACCAUACGUGAUACACCUCCUGUACCACCCAUGGCGGACGGCAAGGUAGCUUGCAAGCACCUCGUCCUGGUCCACGGCGCGUGCAUCGGCGGCUGGACCUAUUUCAAGGUGGCGACGCGGCUCCGGUCGGCCGGGUACCGCGUCACCGCGCCGGACCUCGGCGCGUCGGGCGUCGACCCGCGGCCGCUGCGCGAGGUGCCGACGUUCCGCGACUACACCGCGCCGCUGCUGGGCCUCCUCGGCUCCCUCCCUCCAGGGGAGAAGGUGGUCCUCGUCGGCCACAGCCUCGGCGGCAUCAACGUCGCGCUGGCCGCCGAGCUGUUCCCGGACAAGAUCGCCGCCGCCGUGUUCCUCUGCGCCUUCAUGCCGGACCACACGUCCCGGCCGUCGCACGUGCUCGAAAAGUUCAUCGAGGGGAAGUGGCUGGACUGGAUGGACACGGAGUUUAAGCCGCAGGAUGCAGAGGGCAAGCUCCCCACUUCCAUGUUGUUCGGGCCGCAGAUCGCCCAAGAAAGGCUGAUGCAGCUGUGCUCGCCAGAGGACGUCACUCUCGCGGGAUCUCUGCUGAGGGUGAGCUCGAUGUUCGUGGAGGACCUGCAAAAGCAGCAGCCGUUCACCGAGGGGCGCUACGGCUCGGUGCGGAAGGUGUACGUGGUCGUAAACCAGGACCUCGCCAUACCGGAGGGGUUCCAGCGGUGGAUGAUCGGGAACAGCCCGGUGGAUGAGGUGAAGGAGAUCGAUGCGGCGGACCACCUCGUGAUGCUCUCGAGGCCCGACGAGCUGGCGCGGUGCCUCGCCGACAUCGCCGAAAGCUACGCUUGAGCUCGAUGUCAACCUGCUGUUAAUGAAGUCAAUCUGCUGUUAGUGUUACUGCCGUUUUAGCUGUCGCGUUUUGCUGCUGUAGUCUCUUUUGCGUGCCUGCGCUGCGGUGUUCGUCGCAACAUACUGUUGGGAGCUUGGAAUAAUUCGGUCUUCUUUUCCCACCAAAUUUGUUUCGGGACUUCUCUUAUAUUCAGAGAAUUGCAAUAAUGGUAAAUGGUAUAUUAUUUAUUGGGUGUAA
Messenger RNA from Oryza sativa Japonica Group (Japanese rice), 1147 nucleotides. RefSeq names its product salicylic acid-binding protein 2. The record is from RefSeq and is a predicted model, not a curated record. Gene Ontology annotation, biological process: jasmonic acid metabolic process; salicylic acid metabolic process. NCBI's taxonomy places the organism in Eukaryota, Viridiplantae, Streptophyta, Magnoliopsida, Poales, Poaceae. Gene Ontology annotation, molecular function: methyl jasmonate esterase activity; methyl indole-3-acetate esterase activity; methyl salicylate esterase activity.